CUAAGGGGCGGCGGGUUUUACUGUCCCUUCGAGUGAUGGGCUUGGCCGAGGAGGAGGGGCAGCAGCAGCAUCUGCAGGCAGCAGGGGGGGGAGCCGGUGUCGGUAGCUCCCGGAGGAUGCAGACCUGAGAGAGGCCGCCCAGUGUCCAGCCAUGACUGAGCGGAACAAGAUCCUGAAUAAGUGGAACGCAAGCUUCAGGAAGGGCACCGACUUCGACUCGUGGGGGCAGCUGGUGGAGGCCAUCGAUGAGUACCACAUAUUGGCGAGGCAGUUACAGAAGGAAGUUCAGUCCCCGGCCAAUUGCUCCGACUUCACUGAAGAUCACAAGAAAAUAAUCGGGAAAAUUGCAACAUGUCUAGAACUCCGCAGCGCCGCCCUGCAGUCCACGCAAUCUCAAGAAGGGUUCCAGCUGGAAGAUAUAAAGAAACUAGAGCCAAUUCUAGACAACCUUCUAACCUACAACAAAGAAUUCCCUUUUGAUGUACAACCUGUCCCUUUAAGGAGGAUUUUGGCACCAGGAGAAGAGGAGAAUCUGGAAGUGGAGGAGGAGGAAGAGGAUGGAGGUGCUGGGGUGGGCUCACCAGACUCUUUUCCUGCUCGUGUACCGGGAGCCAUUCAAGGAACUCUCCUACCCAGACUACCGUCCGAGCCGGGGAUGGCUCUGCUCACCAUACGGAUUGAAAAGAUUGGCUUGAAGGAUGCUGGCCAGUGUAUUGACCCGUAUAUAACGGUCAGCGUGAAGGAUAUAAAUGGUAUAGACUUGACCCCGGUACAAGACACUCCCAUGGCCUCCCGGAAAGAGGACACAUACGUUCAUUUUAAUGUGGAAAUCGAAGUUCAGAAACACAUUGAAAAACUCACAAAAGGGGCAGCUAUUUUCUUUGAGUUCAAGCACUACAAGCCGAAGAAGAGGUUUACAAGCACAAAGUGUUUUGCCUUCAUGGAGCUGGACGAGAUCAAACCAGGACAGAUAGUAAUAGAACUCUACAAGAAGCCGACGGACUUUAAGAGGAAGAAGCUGCAGCUGCUAACCAAGAAGCCUCUGUAUCUGCACUUACAUCAGACGUUACACAAAGACUGACCCCCUCCAGAGUCUUACAGCGACCUUUGCAGAAGACCCCCACGUCUUUCCGCAGAGAACGCCUCUGGGUCUGUGACACGGCCGGGACCCGCUGAAAGAGGAGGAACCGACAAGCUGACACUAAGAUGGUUCCGCCACAGUUCCGGAUUCUAUGCCACAGCAAUAAGACCUGUGCAAUGUCCACAUCAUCUUAACAUAGCGGGGAGACCGCCGUCCCCACAGAUCAGCGCAUUAAUGAACUUUUGUGACCGGGUCACUUCUGUAUAUAAUCGUCUAACACAAUAUAUGACUAUAACUCUAAUUGGAUUUCCAUACCCAACAAGACAAGUUCUGGAUGGAGGGCGAUUGACAUUAAUACAACCUGAAAUUUGGACAACAAAUUGCUCCACAUUUCAGCUCCAUCAGACCUGGCGGAACCUUGAAGGAUUUAUUCAUCUUCCGGCUGUGAUUAUGGAGUACACAGAGCUUGUUGUGUGAAAAGUCAGCU
Messenger RNA from Nanorana parkeri, 1568 nucleotides. It is a transcript of the gene AIDA, whose product is annotated as axin interactor, dorsalization associated. Gene Ontology annotation, molecular function: phosphatidylinositol binding. Bases 152 to 1081 code for a protein of 309 amino acids. The record is from RefSeq and is a predicted model, not a curated record. Lineage: Eukaryota; Metazoa; Chordata; Amphibia; Anura; Dicroglossidae. Gene Ontology annotation, biological process: determination of ventral identity. The transcript has 11 exons. Gene Ontology annotation, cellular component: membrane.